Messenger RNA from Saitoella complicata NRRL Y-17804, 1176 nucleotides. RefSeq names its product putative serine/threonine phosphatase 2C ptc2. Gene Ontology annotation, biological process: protein dephosphorylation. Lineage: Eukaryota; Fungi; Ascomycota; Saitoellomycetes; Saitoellales; Saitoellaceae. The coding region runs from base 1 to 1176 and encodes 391 amino acids. The transcript has 3 exons. Gene Ontology annotation, molecular function: cation binding; protein serine/threonine phosphatase activity. The record is from RefSeq and is a predicted model, not a curated record.
AUGGGUCAGACAUUAUCGGAACCCGUUAUCGACAAGCGAUCCCACUAUGGCGAGGAUGAGAAGCACAUCUUCGGUAUGUCCGACAUGCAGGGUUGGCGUAUCUCCAUGGAGGACGCACACGCCGCCCUCCUGUCUCUCACUGAAGUCAGUGAUGUGAAGGAUAAGAUCUCAUUCUUUGGUGUGUAUGACGGUCACGGUGGUGACAGGGUCGCUCAGUUUGCAGGAGAAAACUUGCACAAGAUCGUUGCAAAGCAGGACGCAUUCAAGGCGGGCGACUACGACAAGGCUCUGAAAGAUGGUUUCUUGGAAACGGAUCAGGCAAUUCUCGCAGACCCUCGCUUCAGCGACGACCCAUCAGGUUGCACUGCAACUGUUGCUCUUGUCACCGGUGAUGGUCGUCUGUUUUGCGCAAACGCUGGUGAUUCACGAACAGUCCUAGGUAUGAAGGGUACCGCCAAGCCCCUUUCAUUCGACCACAAGCCCCAAAACGAGAAGGAGAAGGCACGAAUCUGCGCCGCUGGUGGAUUCGUUGACUUUGGACGAGUGAACGGUAACCUUGCAUUGAGUCGUGCUGUUGGUGACUUUGAGUUCAAGAAGAGCAAGGACCUUCCUCCUGAGCAGCAGAUCGUUACCGUCUUCCCUGACGUCACGGAGCACACUAUCACCAAGGACGAUGAGUUUAUGGUUAUUGCAUGUGACGGUAUCUGGGAUGUCCUUUCCUCGCAGGCCGUCAUCGAGUUUGUUCGCAGGGGUAUUGCGGCGAAGCAGGAGCUUCACCUCAUUUGCGAGAACCUCAUGGACAACUGUCUGGCUACGUCGUCCGAGACUGGCGGUGUCGGAUGCGACAACAUGACUGUCGUUAUUGUUGGUUUCUUGCAGGGCAAGACCAAGGAGGAGUGGUAUGAGAUGAUUGCGAAGCGUGUCGAGGCUGGCGACGGACCUUGCGCUCCCCCGCGAUUUGCCGAGCACAAGGGACCAGGAUACCACCACCACGACACGAACGCAAACGAGUUUGAGAGUGACGGUAGCGAAGGCGACCACGUCCAGAGCGACAAACCUCAAGGUAGAGUGAUCAUCCUCAACGAUGGAACCGAGCUUCUUACCGAUCAGUCUGACCCAGCUGCCCAAAAAACCGCGGACCGACAUGAGUCGCCGAUGCCUGAUGCGCAAGAGUGA